This is a messenger RNA of Chinchilla lanigera (long-tailed chinchilla), 1327 nucleotides long. It is a transcript of the gene Mrpl16, whose product is annotated as mitochondrial ribosomal protein L16. Gene Ontology annotation, molecular function: structural constituent of ribosome; rRNA binding. Gene Ontology annotation, biological process: mitochondrial translation. Gene Ontology annotation, cellular component: mitochondrial large ribosomal subunit; ribosome. The transcript is spliced from 4 exons. The coding region runs from base 218 to 1132 and encodes 304 amino acids. The record is from RefSeq and is a predicted model, not a curated record. Lineage: Eukaryota; Metazoa; Chordata; Mammalia; Rodentia; Chinchillidae.
CAUCUGACACCUGGCCAGCUCGGGCCAAUGUACACCAACAACAAAUCAGUGGUGUUUUCCCUCCAGGGAAAGGCCAUAACGCAGUGAGUAAAGGACUGCCAUGCUAAGCAAACCCCACGCCUUGCCAGUGUUGUGAAACGAUGACAAAACAGACGCGGACUGCACAGAAGACGCCAGACCUGGGCACGACCCGCACACUCCCCGCUCCGGAACCAAGAUGCGCGGCUCGAGUUUUUUCGGCUUCCGCCGGGACUCUCUGAGGAACGGACCAAGGCGAGCACAACUUCCGGCCCGGCGCUGUGGCGUCCGGGAUUCGUGUGCAGACUGGCCUCCUAGUGUCGCUCCUCGCGCCCGAGGAGAACCUGGACGCGCGAGCAUGUGGAGGCCGCUGGCGCGCGCCCGUGCGCCGCUGCUGCGGGCGGGUUCGUCAGGUUCUCGGCCAGCCCCCGCCGCCGCCGCCGGCAUGAAGACGCUGCUCCCGGUGCCAACUUUCGAAGGUGUUUCCAUUCCAGAAAGGCCCAAGCUUAGAUUUGUUGAAAGGGCACCACUUAUGCCAAAAGUAAGAAGAGAACCUAAAAACUUGAAUGAUAUACGGGGACCUUCCACAGAAGCUACUGAGUUCACAGAAGGCAAUUUUGGGAUUUUGGCACUUGGAGGUGGUUACCUCCGUUGGGGCCAUUUUGAAAUGAUGCGCCUGACAAUCAACCGGUCUAUGGACGCCAAGAACAUGUUCGCCAUGUGGCGAAUACCAGCACCUUUCAAGCCCAUCACCCGCAAAGGUGUGGGGCAGCGCAUGGGGGGAGGCAAAGGUGCCGUCGAUCACUACGUGACACCUGUGAGGGCCGGCCGCCUCCUAGUAGAGAUAGGUGGACGUUGCGAGUUCAAGGAGGUGCAAACUUUCCUGAACCAGGUUGCCCACAAGUUACCUUUCCCAGCGAAGGCUGUGAGCCGAGAGACACUUGAGAAGAUGCGGAGAGAUCAGGAGGAAAGAAAACGGAACAACCAGAACCCCUGGACCUUUGAGCGCAUAGUGACUGCCAACAUGUUGGGGAUCCGCAAGGUGCUGAGCCCCUAUGACCUGACGCAGCAGGGGCGGUACUGGGGCAAGUUCUACCUGCCCCACCGUGUGUAGCACGGGCACAGGGAACCAGCACUCGUGCCUGUCACUGCGACAAGGAGUCUGUACUACUCUCCUCGGCUUGCCCUUGAGGUCUCCGGGUGGCUGUUAGAUUGUAACUGAGGAGCAGCACGUUCAGUAAGUUCUCAAACGCUCUGUUACCCACUGAUUCUUUAAUAAUUAAAGUUGGAGCAUCACCUCAGGGUGUAA